AUUACACGGCUCGAUUCGUCUGGGAAUCUUACCCAAGUUAGCCCACACACCCCAAGAAGUAGGAAGAGAGGAGGAGGAGAGGGUGUGAUCCAAAAGCAGCAGUGGCAGCAGCCACCACUUUGCACAAAAGAAGCAAAGUAAAUGGAUGGCCAUCGCCGUUGAGGAAGGGUUGGUGGCCAUCUAGAGAGAGAGAGAGAAACUAGAGAGAGAGAGGGGUGAGCAGCUGAGCUCUGCAUCUAUAUACAGCACUGCAUCUCUCUCUAUUUCUCUCUCUAUAUAUAUCUCUAUCUACAGUGGAUUUUCUCUCUCCUCUCUCUCUCUUGCCGUUGCUGUUCGAUACUGUUGUUGUCCUCUCGUGGCCAUUAUUAGAUGGCCUCCUGCUGCUGAAAUGUGAGUGAGAGCUUUGCUUUGCUUGCUUGCUGGCUGGCUGGCUGGCUAGCUGGGGGUUGGCUUCCCCUCAUCCUCGUGCAUCAUCCACUGUGCUCGGCUCAGCUGUCUGCCCUGUUCUUGCUUUGGUGGUUGGACGGUUAGCAUCUUCCUCCUCAAGCUGAGAUCCUUCUUGACGCCAUUGGAGGGGUCGCUGUCGCCUGCGUCCUUGAGCCUCCCUGCUUUUCUUUUUCUCUCUCUCUCUCCUCGGCGAGGGAGACGACGACGACGGUGGCGGCGGCGAUGCUGAGCUUCAAGCAGAGCCACGAGGGGUUCGGCCAUGUCGCCGCCGCUGGAGCUGGACCGCAGCAGCAGCAGCAGCCGUGGUGGGCGGGGUCGCAGCUGCUGUACGGGGAGGCGUCGCCGGAGGAGGCGGCGCUGCGCGACGGCGGCCAGUUCCAGGUCGUGCCCGGAGGCCGCGCCGCGCUGGAUCCGGCGGCGCCGGAGCCGGAGAAGACGGCGGUGCCGGCGAUGCCCAAGAGAGGAGGAGGAGGAGGGGCUCCUGAGGUGCUGAAAUUCUCGGUGUUUUCAGGUAAUUUGGAGCCGGGAGAUACAGGAGAGAAGAACAGAGAGCACUCUGCCACUAUUGCAAUGCAAUCGCCGUUGCCAGAAUACAACGGCCAUUUCGAGCUUGGUCUUGGUCAAUCCAUGGUCUCUCCCAAUUAUCCUUGUAUUGACCAAUGCUAUGGUCUUAUGACCACCUACGCGAUGAAAUCAAUGAGUGGCGGGCGAAUGCUACUGCCGCUGAACGCGCCAGCCGAUGCGCCGAUCUAUGUCAACGCGAAGCAGUACGAAGGCAUCCUCCGCCGUCGCCGUGCCCGCGCCAAGGCCCAGAGGGAGAACAGGCUGGUCAAAGGCAGGAAGCGCAUAUACUGCUGCUCGUUGAUGGUGCAGCCCUACCUCCACGAGUCGCGCCACCGCCACGCCAUGCGCCGGGCCAGAGGCUCCGGCGGCCGCUUCCUCAACACCAAGAAAGAAGCCACCGCCGCCGGAUGCGGCGGCAGCAGCAAGACGCCCCUCGCGUCCCUCGUCAGCCCCGCCGACGUAGCCCAUCGUCCAGGCUCCGGCGGCCGCGCGUCCAGCCUCUCCGGCUCCGACGUGUCGUCGCCGGGAGGCGUCAUGUACGACCACCACCGCCACGACGACGCCGACGCGGCGGACCACUACAACAGCAUCGACCACCACCUCCGCACGCCGUUCUUCACCCCGCUCCCGAUCAUCAUGGACAGCGGCGGCGGCGGCGGCGACCACGCCUCACACUCCGCCGCCGCCGUCGCCGCCCCCUUCAGGUGGGCGACGGCGGCCGGCGACGGCUGCUGCGAGCUCCUCAAGGCGUGACAGCCUUGAGGCGGGGAUCUCCAGGCGUGCCCAGAGCUGCUGCUGAUCGAUCACCAUCAGCUUUGGCUGCCUGUAGGCAAAUCAUUCUUGGCUCUUUACUUGCAUUGGGGUUCUUGCAAGCAACUCUCCUCGUCACCUACCAAAACUGUCCCUGAAACUUCUCUAGUGCUGGGGUCUCGAUCAGGGAUGAUGAUGUGAUGGAGGAGAGGCUUACCCAUAUGCCUGUAAAUUAUGGUUAGUGUUCUGAUUAAGCAACUAGUAGUACUUGGUAAUUACUGGCUAUGAAUUAGUAGUAUGGACUCUGGUGUCAGGUUGCUCUUUGUCUGAAUAAACUGGAGUCGUUUGAAGCUUUGCAACAGCUGUGAGUGAAACUAUGUGCUUGCUUGCUUGCUUGUUGUUGGAGUGAUUAAGCUGGAGUUUUGUCUGGUUUGGGUGUGUGAGACCAGUGAGAUACUGUGACUGUCGAUAUCAAUGUUGAUGAAUGAUUUAUGACCUUGUUUAUGCUA
Messenger RNA from Oryza sativa Japonica Group (Japanese rice), 2270 nucleotides. Its product is annotated as nuclear transcription factor Y subunit A-10. Lineage: Eukaryota; Viridiplantae; Streptophyta; Magnoliopsida; Poales; Poaceae. Gene Ontology annotation, molecular function: DNA-binding transcription factor activity, RNA polymerase II-specific. Gene Ontology annotation, biological process: regulation of transcription by RNA polymerase II. The record is from RefSeq and is a predicted model, not a curated record.